This is a messenger RNA of Hippocampus zosterae (dwarf seahorse), 2476 nucleotides long. It is a transcript of the gene slc2a12, whose product is annotated as solute carrier family 2 member 12. The record is from RefSeq and is a predicted model, not a curated record. Bases 16 to 1884 code for a protein of 622 amino acids. Gene Ontology annotation, biological process: transmembrane transport. Gene Ontology annotation, molecular function: transmembrane transporter activity. NCBI's taxonomy places the organism in Eukaryota, Metazoa, Chordata, Actinopteri, Syngnathiformes, Syngnathidae. Gene Ontology annotation, cellular component: membrane. The transcript has 6 exons.
CAAUCGCAACGCGGCAUGGACAUUGCUUGGGCGGAGCCGCGCCUCCUAUUGGUGCUCCGCUCAGCAAGGGGGAGGGCCUCCGAGCUCAGCUCGAGCACAACAAGAGCCCCCGGCGCAGGAGGGAAUCGGGGAAAGAAGUGCAAGGAAGCCGAUGGAGUGACAAAAGCGACUCUGAAGCGACCAACAAGCGGGGCCGCUGCUCCCAGCUCACGGGUGGACUCCAACAGCCAGCGCGAGACGAUGUCCCGUCAGCCCUGCGAUGACAGCAAAACAGCCGUGGGGGGCCCAGGCUGCGGCCGGCUGGUGGCGGCGGCGGCGGCGACGGCGUCGCUGAGCGGCCUGAUGCUGGGCUACGAGAUGGGCCUGACGUCGGGCGUGCUGCUGCAGCUGCGCGGCGUCCUGUCGCUGUCGUGCCGGCAGCAGGAGCUGCUGGUCAGCUCGCAGCUGCUGGGCGCGCUGCUGGUCUGCCUGGCCGGCGGGCCCGUCCUGGACCGCUACGGCCGGCGGCGCUCGCUGCUGCUGAGCGCCGCCCUGGUGGUCGCCGGCACCCUGCCGCUGGUGGCCGCCGCCUCGCUGGCGGCCUUGGCGUCGGGCCGCGCGGCGGUGGGCAUGGGCACCUCGCUGUCGGGCACGGCGGCCUGCCUGUACAUCGCCGAGAUCUCGCCGCGGGAGCGCCGCGGCCUGCUGGUGACGCUGUACGAGCUGAUGCUGGUGCUGGGCGUCAUGCUGGGCUUCGGCUGCAGCUGCGCCUUCGCCGCCACGCCCCGCGGCUGGGCCUACACCUUCGGACUGGUCAUCCCCGCGGCGCUGCUCCAGAUGGGCGCCCUGGCCUUCCUGCCGCCCAGCCCCAGGUUCCUGGUGGCGCGGGGCCAGCCGCAGCGGGCCAGGGAGGUCCUGGCGCGCCUGCGGGGCGGCGCCGAAGAGCGGGUGGAAGAAGAGCUGCGGGAGAUCCAGAUGGGCCUGAAGGAGGAGUCGGAGCGCAGCUUCGCCGAGCUCUUCGGCGCCAAGUCCAACCUGCGCUCGCGGCUCCUGACGGGCGCGGCGCUGGUCUUCCUCCAGCAGGCCACGGGGCAGCCCAACAUCCUGUCCUACGCCUCGCCGCUCCUGCGCGGCGUGGGCUUCCGCAGCGACGCCGCCGCCACGCUGGCCUCCACCGGCUUCGGCGCCGUCAAGGUGGCGGGCACCAUCCCCGCCGUGCUGCUGGUGGACCGCGUGGGGCCCAAGAGCUUCCUGUGCGCGGGGGCGGCGGGCAUGGGGGUGUCGCUGGCGGCGCUGGGCGCGCUCACCCUGCACAGUCGCACGCACCUGUCCAGCCUGUGCGUCAGCCAGCUGCCGUCUAACCGCAGCGGCGCCUGGCGGGACGCCGACGCCGCCGACGCCUCCCCGACGCUCGUCCCCGGCACCCCCGUCUGGCGGACGGACGGCGACAACGGGACGCUGCGAAGCGGGCCCGCGGACCGCCACUCCUCUUGGCUCAAGUGGGCGUCGCUCUUCAGCUUGCUGGCGUUUGUGGCCGCCUUCUCCAUCGGCCUCGGGCCAAUGGUGUACGUGGUCGUCAGCGAGAUCUUCCCCGCGGGCAUCCGAGGGCGAGCCGUGUCGGCGGUGUCGGCCGUCAACUGGGCCACCAACCUGCUCAUGUCCAUGACCUUCCUCACCGUGACGGAGAAAGUCGGCGUUCCGACAAUGAUGUUCCUGUACGCCGCCCUGAGUUUCGUCCUGCUGGUGUUCGUCAUCCUCUGCGUGCCCGACACCCGAGGACGCACGCUGGAGGAAAUCUCCAAAGAGCUGGCCAAAAAGAAGCACUUUGAAUUCAGCCUGUGCAAAAAGGUGCAAAAUCCAGCGAGGGGCGGCACGUCCGGCGAGAUGGCCGCCAACAUCCUGUGAGCGACGGACGAGUGCGCUCGUCAAACCAACAUGCGAUGGAACAAAAGAGCCUCUCUUCUUACCACACGCUCGGCUUUCUGCGUCCUUCUGUUCAUGACACACGACGCCGUCUAUCUUGGUUGGGGGCUUUGCUUCUUUUUCUCUCGCUACGAUUAGUAUUUAUGUGUCAUAUGCUUGAAUGAUUUUAGAAAAUAUUGUUUCCAGACUUGGACAAUUCUAACGGUCAAACUGUAUCAUGUACAUCUUGGAAUUGGGCUUUUCAGUCUUUUUUUUUAUGACCACAUGACCUACUCCAUGACUUUUUUAAUGCUGGCCAUUAUGGUGGCACCGGUACCUUUGAGUACUUUUCAAAGUGGUACUUUGUGUCAACAGCAUCUGGCUGCUCUCAAUUUCAAAAUGGCAGAACAGCGCCAUCUACAGGAAUGGGAGAGUCUUUGCAGGCAGUGGUUUCAAAAGUGAAUUUCACAGACCCGCGAAAAGACAUUUUGGACUUGACACAUCGUUCCGGGCGAUCGAUUUAAACGUCCGCGGCAGUGAAGGCGUUCCAAAAGCAAAUGUCCAUCCGACAUUAAAAUGUGGGAUUUGAAAUCAA